Sugiyamaella lignohabitans is the source of this 687-nucleotide messenger RNA. RefSeq names its product adenylate kinase ADK2 (gene ADK2). Gene Ontology annotation, biological process: nucleobase-containing compound metabolic process. The transcript has a single exon. Gene Ontology annotation, molecular function: ATP binding; AMP kinase activity. NCBI's taxonomy places the organism in Eukaryota, Fungi, Ascomycota, Dipodascomycetes, Dipodascales, Trichomonascaceae. The record is from RefSeq and is a predicted model, not a curated record. Gene Ontology annotation, cellular component: cytoplasm; mitochondrion. The coding region runs from base 1 to 687 and encodes 228 amino acids.
AUGACACGAGUCAGAAGGCCUCUGCGAGCAUUAUUUUUAGGCGCUCCAGGAGCUGGAAAAGGAACUCAAGUAUCUCGCCUUUUAAGAGAUUUUAAAGGAAUUCCUGCCAUCUCUUCUGGAGAUUUGUUACGAGAUAACAUCCAAAAAGGCACUAAGGUCGGCAAGGAGGCAGCCACUAUCAUCAAAGAUGGUGGCUUAGUCCCAGAUUCAACAAUGGUAUCUCUUAUUGGUACCGAACUUCAAAAUCGUGGAUGGCUGAACUCUGAAAGUUCUUGGCUGUUAGAUGGGUUUCCUAGAACCGUUAGUCAAGCUCCAGCACUCGACUCUAUCUUGAAUAAAAGUGGAGCUGCUCUGAAUCUUGUGGUGGAACUCAAGGUUCCAGAGGAAGUUAUCCUUGAUAGAAUUGAAAACAGAUGGGUUCAUGCCAAAUCUGGUAGAAUAUAUAAUUUAACUUUCAAUCCUCCUAAAGUACCAGGUAAGGACGAUAUCACUGGAGAACCACUGACAAAACGACCCGACGAUAAUCCAGAAGUGUUUAAACAGAGACUGGACAAGUAUAGAGAGAUGACCCUUCCUUUGCUUGACUAUUACGGUGAAAAGGGUUUACUCCAUUCGUUCCAAGGUGAGACCUCGGAUAUUAUUUAUCCUCAAAUCAAAAAGUUUGUAGGAACCAAUUUCGCUGAAUAG